CCUAACACAUGUGUUGUUGUUGUUGCAGUGAUGGCCGCUCGGCUGUAGAUUUCGCCCCUCGUAGACUCGGACAAACGCAGGAGAAAUGAAAAUGGUGUUGUCGCAACGUCAGCGGGAGGAGUUGAACAAGGCUGUGGCAGACUAUCUGAGCAGCAAUGGCUACCUUACGGCGCUCGAAGGACUCAAGAAGGAUGCGGACAUGCCCGGAGAGGUAGAAAGGAAGUACGGUGGGCUCCUCGAGAAGAAAUGGACUUCAGUUAUUCGCUUACAGAAGAAGGUUCUGGAAUUGGAAUCGAAACUUUCGGAAGCAGAGAAAGAGUACAUCGAGGGUGCCCCGACACGAGCCAAACGAUCACCGACGGAGUGGAUCCCCAGAGCUCCGGAGAAGUUCUGCCUCUCUGGCCACAGAGGACCAGUCACCAAGGUAAUCUUCCACCCGAUCUACAACCUGGCAGUAUCGGCCAGCGAGGAUGCCACAAUCAAGGUAUGGGACUUCGAGGCCGGCGAAUACGAGAGGUCUCUCAAGGGUCAUACGGACUCGGUACAGGACAUAGCCUUCGACUCCAGUGGGAAACUGCUAGUUUCAUGCAGUGCUGACCUGUCCAUCAAGCUGUGGGACUUCCAGCAGACGUACCAGUGCGUGAAGACGAUGCACGGUCACGACCACAAUGUGAGCAGCGUCACCUUUGUCCCCAGUGGGGACUUUGUUGUGUCCUCAUCUCGCGACAAGACCAUCAAGGUGUGGGAAGUUGCUACCGGGUAUUGUGUGAAGACGUUCACCGGACACAGAGAGUGGGUGAGGAUGGUUAGGGUCUCUCCUGAUGGCAGCUACAUAGCCUCCUGCUCCAACGACCACACUGUCAGAGUCUGGGUCAUGGCCUCCAAGGAGUGCAAAAUGGAACUGCGAGACCACGACCACGUGGUGGAAUGUGUGGCCUGGGCACCGGACUCUGCUCACUCGGCCAUCAACGAAGCGGCCGGAGCCGACAACAAGAAGGGGGCCUACGAGGGACCCUUCCUCGUCUCCGGCUCUCGAGACAAGACAAUAAAGGUGUGGGACGUUGGCACGGGCGUGUGCCUGCUGACGCUGGUCGGACAUGACAACUGGGUGCGCAGCGUGGCGUUCCACCCAGGUGGCAAGUACAUAGUGUCGGCCAGUGACGACAAGACUCUGCGCGUCUGGGACACACGCAACAAGCGCUGCAUGAAAACACUGGAGGCUCACAUCCAUUUCUGCACCUCUCUCGAUUUCCACAAAACGCAGCCUUUUGUCGUGACGGGCAGCGUAGACCAGUCUGUGAAAAUCUGGGAGUGCCGCUAACUUUGCCUUUGCUUCGCCCAAGCCCGGCCCUCGAGUCAUAACUUAUUUCUUUUCAAUUCUAUGGCAGAUGAUUGAAAAGCUUGAAUCCGUGUCUCAUCGAAUACAACCAUAAUUUAGGUUUAUGUUUUUUUGAUAAACGGUGAGCUAAGAACCUGGAAUUCUCAAUAGAGACAGUGCUCGCUCACCUAACCUUUACGAUUUGAUAAAUCAAAAUGUAAUUUUAAAAUUUUAUCUUUGAAAAAUCAAGAAGAAUGUGAAUUUACAAAGAGCUGUAAAUGUAAGACUAAUUGUGUAAAUAAAAUGUGCACAUUAAAAUUUAGGGUUCUUAUUUUUUAAUUAAAAUAAUGCUUUAGUUAGAUAACGGUUUGUUUCCAGUGUCUCUUUUUCUAAAUAAUGAUAUAAAAAAUCAGUUAGUGGUUUUGAAGUUAAAGGAAUCAAUUUUAAAGUGGUAAUUUAAAAUUGGAAAUCCUUUUUAGUGAAGUGUAAAAUAUAAUUUUAUAGGACAUGUAGAUGUGUGCCGGUCAUCCGCUAGAGUGUGCAAAAUUAUAUCGUAUAGUUAUAUUUAUUUUUAAGUUUUCAGUUUACUAGUAGGUGUCAUUCUACUGUAAAACUUGAUUACUUUAUCCAUACUUGUGAUUUUUCUGGAAUUAAUUAUUUUUAAUACUUUUGUGUCUAAAAAAUAUAAUAAUUUAUCCAUUCUGUGAUAAUUUCUAUUAGAUAAAUAUUUCCAGUUGUCUACCCUUAUUUUUGUAAAAACUAAGUUGUUCGAGGAAUAUUUAUUUUCUGUUAUUGUUUAUUAUUUUAGUACAGAUUGUUUUUCACAAGAACCUAUGAUUGUUAGAAUGUGUAUUCUCAUUUCACUAACAUCUGUAGAGUUACCGUGCUAUGUAUUCAGGUCAACAUGUAAACAUUUCUCUAAAAGUACGUAAACAAUGUUUAAGAAAAAUUGUUAUGGUUGCUAUCCGAAACGUCUGUAGCCGUGAGUAUAUUAUGAGCAUUGUUUGUGUUUACUGAUGUUUUUAUUAAUUAUUAUUGUUGCUGAAGGAAAUGUAUAAAUAAUGCUUCAACUGUGGUAUCUACAGUUUAAAAAUAUAUUAAAUAGUUCGAUAACGAUGUUAUUUAUCGACCUUUAUUAGUUCCGUCAAAUAAAAUAGAAAACUAUUAGAACAACAAAAAUCAAGUUGUGUUAUUUAGUAACAGCUUCUUCUAAUAUUCCUAGCUGAUUUUCAACUACAGUACAGUUAAAUACCAGUAAAUAUAUCACCCCUUAUUAUGUGUCAAUAUUCAUCUUUCGAAAUGGUUUAUAUCUUCAGAGUGCUACGAUAGUUUCUUCCCUUAAGUGUGGUGUUGCAACUAAUGUCUUAGCUGUAAACGUGGGCUGAGUUUAAAGUAAAUUUGGAUAUAAAGUAGUUUUUUUUUUUAAUUAAAAAUUAUGUAUGUAACCAUGUAAAAUUCUUAAGAUACUUAAACAUAGUAUUUCUAAGAUAAUAAUUCAGGGUUAUGAAGUGGUUGAUUGUUUUUAUUAAAAGUAAUUAAAUCAGGAAUGAUAUACACAAUCAGACUUUUGACAAAAUGGAUUAUGAACAUUCUUGCCAACAUAAGAUUGACUUAAUGGGUUAUUAGUAGAGUUAAAUCUUGUAAAUAAAUAAAUAAAUAUUUACUUUCUAUUUCACCACGUCCUUUCUGAUGCAAAGGCCUUUUUGGUAUUUUCUAUUCAAAAAUUAGGUUAAGACAAUUAUUGGGAAUAAGUAAAAAUAAACAUAAAGCAAUGGUAAAGUUAAGUCACAAAGAACGUUUUUUGAAUGUGAAUGAAACACAAAACAUUUUCGUUUAUUAUGGUCUUUCAGAUCCAGAGCCGUUAUCAAACUCUGCUGUAAACAUUAUAGAAUAUGAUCUAAAAUAGAAUGGCAACAAUCAUUUGUUACAGUUCUCUUGUAAUACUGAAAUUGAAUUUUAAAGAUGUAAGGAUACAUAUAGGUUCUUGAAUUCCAUUAGAUCAAUUUUUAUGGCCUUGACAAGAAGUCUUUGAUGGUUUGUAUCUUGAUAUUCACAAAUGACCAGUUCACCAUUUUGGCAGAUUCAGCCUUGUAGACUGAGGGCAUAAACUGAUGAACUCUAUUUGAAGAAACGUUAUUAACAAACCUAGUUGUGUAUACAAGAAAUCUAUGGAAUGUCAGUAAAGUUUCCAGAUUAUUUAUCCAACAGAUUCCAAACAGACCAGAUGGCAGUAACAAGUAUAAUUAUGAUGAUGAGUUUUAGUGGUACGGACGAAAAAGAGAAGCAAAGUCAGAUUUGGUGAAAAUGAUGCUCUAAUUAUCAGAAGAACAGGAAAUGGCAGGAGCGCUUUUAUGCGAGAGUUAACAAAUGGAAGUUUGUCUUGUGGAGUUGAAGAAAUUGUCCAAUGUGGUGCUGUGUUUGUAUAAUACAUUUAUCUCAGUGUUGCUUGAACGCCAAAAAAAUUGUUGCCAUUCAAUUUUUGAGAGCAGACUCUGUUUUGACAAAGGGUGAUUUUAUAUCAAGGGUAAACUAGUCAUCACCUUGUUCAAUGAAAGUUAAAGCAAUAUUAAAGGAAAAAUACGUAUUUAAAACAAAUUCAUUCAACAAUGAAGUUAUAUUUCAUACUAUAAAAAACAGAGUUAUAAAUAUUAUACAUUCAUGUAUGAAUCAAUUUGUAUUUGUUCGUACAUUCUCUGCUGAGAGCACCGAUACAAAAAAAGAGAUUUUCAAAAUUACUUGAAGCCAAUAACAGUCUGAUUUAAAGAAGAACAGUAAACAAUGGUAAAACGGAUAUCACAUUAUAGCAUAACCAAGCAAAGAAAGAAGCACAAAGCAAAGAAUGGAUAAGAUGCCAGGCAAGAUGAAUUAACAAGAAUGUUAAAUAGGAUUCAAAAGAAAUUACAGAGAAUGAAAAUGCAGAAACCAGAUCAAUGAGAAUGGAUAGUUAUUUGUUCUGAAAGUUGUCACAUUUUUGGAAUGGAGAAUAAAAUCUUAACUUACUUUGAAUUUAACUGACAUUUUAUAAUUAUUGAGUAUUUGUAUGUGGUUUUAGAUAUAUUUUGUCCUUGGCAUGGAUUUGAGAUAAAAUAAUAAACCCUGCUUGGAAAAUUAGGUUUGAUAAAUUAAAGUUCUUGUACUGAAAUGAACAAAACUAACAGUUUAAGGCAAAAAUUGUUAAUUAUUCCAUUCAGAUUAAUCUUGCGAGUCUCUAUCAGAUUGCCUUGACGUUUCUAAGAAUUUUACUUCUAAAGGAAAUUUCGGUUAACAAGAAAAGACGAAAUAAAAAUUAUCAGCCCGACAAAACGCUAGAUUUUCUUUUGCAACACCCUCCUUAAUGAAAUUAGGAAAUAGCUUUAUUAAACUAUGUUAUUUCUACCAUGUUCUAAGCUUGUUUUUAGUUCAGUUUCAUACUUGACUUGUACUGACCAAAUUUUGAGGGCAAUUCUUAAUUUGAGGAGAGUAAAAAUUGCUGCCUGAGCAAAAGGAAAACUUUUCAAAAAACUAUCGUUACUAUUAGCCUUGUGCGUGUUACUGUAAAAUGGAAACUUUGGAAUAUUUCUAAAACUUUUGCUGCUUCUUCGAGGAAUGAUCUCUCUGAUGAUGUCUUUGUAAAGGCAGAGUUUACCGUCAAUCUAAAUGCUAUUUGCAAGUAAUAAAAAAUGGAUGUAAAUAGUAGGCAUUGACUGUGCGCCUUAUUCGCUCAAAGUCAUCCACUACUGGUAGCAGUGAUAUUUUCGUAUGUUAGCUUUUGUAUGUCGAUGGCUUAGACAGUGUGUUGAGCACGCAUUACGCUAGCAUAUUGUUUGCUGUACAAAUAGCAUCCAUCACAACUUCAUUGUUGUUUCAUUUUUUAUCAUAAAUAAAUGCAAUAUACAUCUUAUGUAGACAGCA
This is a messenger RNA of Homalodisca vitripennis (glassy-winged sharpshooter), 5209 nucleotides long. It is a transcript of the gene Lis-1, whose product is annotated as lissencephaly-1 homolog. The record is from RefSeq and is a predicted model, not a curated record. Gene Ontology annotation, molecular function: protein binding; U4 snRNA binding; U6 snRNA binding. Lineage: Eukaryota; Metazoa; Arthropoda; Insecta; Hemiptera; Cicadellidae. The transcript is spliced from 9 exons. Gene Ontology annotation, cellular component: U4/U6 x U5 tri-snRNP complex. Gene Ontology annotation, biological process: mRNA splicing, via spliceosome. The coding region runs from base 86 to 1321 and encodes 411 amino acids.